Messenger RNA from Exaiptasia diaphana, 2675 nucleotides. Its product is annotated as histamine H2 receptor-like. NCBI's taxonomy places the organism in Eukaryota, Metazoa, Cnidaria, Anthozoa, Actiniaria, Aiptasiidae. Gene Ontology annotation, biological process: G protein-coupled receptor signaling pathway. Gene Ontology annotation, cellular component: membrane. The transcript has a single exon. Bases 247 to 1296 code for a protein of 349 amino acids. Gene Ontology annotation, molecular function: G protein-coupled receptor activity. The record is from RefSeq and is a predicted model, not a curated record.
CGGGGUUGCGUACUAUAACAUUAUCAACGGAUAAUCUUGUUGAUUUUUUGAACAAGAAAAAGCGCUUUUGAGUGAGAACGAAACAUAGGUCAGUUAUACUGAAAUUUAUGUCAUUCUUUGGCAGAACAAACGAACCGCUGUGCCACACUAACCAAGAAGUCUUUGCCUUUCGUUAAUAUACUGAUUACGUCUAAAAAAUUCACCUUGCAAUCAUAUCUGCGUAUAUAAAACAGGUGGAACAAGAACAUGGCGCCACCAAGAUGGGARGAAAUAGCAUGUGAAUAUAUAAACCACGAGGAACUGGAAUCAGAACCGGUUGCAACAAUCAUUUGUUCAGUGCUUGGAAUCAUCAUAUCGCCAUUGAUUGCUUGCAGUAAUGGUUUAGUMUUAAUAUCAAUUCUUCGUAGUCCAUUUCUUCGCGUACCGUCGAACAUCAUGAUCUGUCUACUAGCCUUCUCCGACUUCCUGGUGGGCUUCAUCUUUCUCCCAGUACAAACAUCAUGGCUUCUUAACGACUAUCUUCACAACUCAUGUGCGUUUUUUAUUGUCAWGAAGGCAUGUUCAUGGGUUUUCGUUUUUGCAUCUUUUUUAAGCGUCGUUGCCGUAAGCUGUGAGAGAUUCUUGGCUUUAUUCCAACCGUUAAAAUAUCCUAGUUUGGUAACAAUUUCUAGAGUUGGAAUAGUUGGUUGUGUCAUAUGGGUUAUUUCUAUCUUUCUCUCGGCAUUGUCGCUUUUAUUUUCCAAACGAAUUGCGACCGUAAUAGCUUUAGUUCUAGCGAUUCCAGGCAUUGUGGUUAUCCUCUAUAUCUACUACCGUAUCUUUAAGCUUGUUCGCAAACACCAUUUUCAGAUUCGCUCUCAACAAGAAGUUAGUAAUGCCAUUGAUGGCAACGCUGCUGAACGAGCCCAUCAAAGGAAGCUUGCGGUAACCAUGGGUUACGCUAUUGGUGUGUUUCUAGUCUGCUAUGCACCUUCUGUAGUAAAAUUACUUAUAAUCGUAGUCGUUGUUCAAAACCCUCGAAUUGAUAAUUUAUUGUGUUUAAUAACACUUACAGUAUAUGCCAUUAGCUCUCUGUGCAAUCCGCUAAUCUACUGUGGAAGGACUGGGGAAAUAAGGAUAGCAGUAAAAUCUACGUUAAGUGCCAUCAAGAGCUUUAUUUGUGUAAAAAGUGUUGGAAUAUCUAAUAAUCAUAUAACUGAAAUCAGGAUACGAUGUUCAUCCGUUGGAAUCCAGAAUGAAACGAAACCGCACAGCUCAAAGAAAGGAUCAACAAUUAAAAUAGAUAGCUGCGACUAGAUUUUUAGAAACUGUGAGUGAUAUAUCCAUUUUGCACAAGCCCGGACAAUAAUCAUAACAAUCAUCCGAUAUUUUUUAUAUCAUCAAAUGUCUCAGCUGAAAAGAAUAGACUGAUGUAUGAACAUGACAAAAGGAGUUUUCCCAUGGGUGUGAUUUCCUUUGUCGCAAACUCGACGCGCCAAACCGACGCUUGUCAUCGGCAGUGCAAUUCAAAAGUUACCAUGAACUUAACCAGCAAAAUACCAUAUGACAAUCAAUGCAUUACAUAUUGAGAUUGAGGUAGAAUCGUUUUAAUGGUCAGAAGUACAUUGGUGGCCAUGCAACCGAAUAAUCGAGUUAAGGAACAUUGUCACUCAUCCCUAUUUAAAUAAAUUGGAUGUUAGUCAGUCAAAAUCGUGCAAAAGAUUAAUGCUAUUGGCUACUUAAGGAGUGGUUUGAUGUACUGUAAGUUCUCUACAGUAAGAAUCCUAAACAUCUGCCCUACCCACCUUGUUACGUUAUUUGACUAAAACACAGGAGGAUUUUCUACAUGGCCACAAGCAACACCUUGCGGGCGUGCCUAAAAGUACACUAUUUAAAAGAGAUUAAGCUAAAAGAUUUAAUCAUAAACAAUCAAAUUACCGCCCUGUUCAGUCAGUCAUGUCAUGCGUGCUGACAUAAAGACAACGAUAUGGCCAAUUCUUUAAUUCGUGUUCUACCCUUUGAAUAUUCAGUCGUUCUGGGCCCGGAUACGUAAUCCGAGAGUUGUAAUAUGCGUUUCAGUCUAGUUUCCAAAAUGCCUCAGUGGAGACAAUCCUCCUGCAGCCAUAAAUGUCGCGGUCACUCGCGUGAUCGACGACCAGCGAUGGAUGUCUGAAGCUUUAUUACAGUUUGUCUUGGUUAUAGUACGUUGCGUUUUUCUUGGUCAGCGCGGUCGACAAACAUAAACAUCGUUUCCGACGCUYGCCAAGAAAAACGGGGCUCGGGAUCGGGGUAAGAAAUUGAUAGACAGUCAUUCUAUUAGAAAACACAGGUAGUCCACAAUUGACAACAAAGGUGACCCUAUAAAUACACACGAAAAUCGAUCUGUUUUGCAAAGGAACUUUCACCUGUUAGUUUUAGAGUUAUUUUAUUCAAGUAAAAACAUUUGUGUACCAUUUGACUUAUGUCAAACAACUAACCUGGACCCGUGUCGAAAUCUAGUCGUCGAUGUACAGUCAAUAAUCAAAAUUUAUCCACAUCAAUAGUGCUCACCACAACAAUCCAUGUCACGUCGGAGUCCAGAGGUCUUCGAUUGUUCAUUUGAAUCCCGACGGCUACAAUACACUCCCUGUAGAAGUCUUAGAAUAUAAACCACUACCUCUUACGUCUAACAGGAUUGGAAGAGUUUUCAAUAAAGU